AUGCAGCCCUUCAAUUCUGCCAAAGACGUGCUCUUAGAAGUCUCCACCCUUUCCUUCCCGUUUACUGACGCCAGCAUCUCUAUCUCCACCGACGCCUUCAUUGUUGGUGCAGCUUCUUGCCAUCUCCCCAGCCAUAAAUACUUUCGCUACUUCGUGGAAGGCCAGCAAUUCCACGUCUUCACCGACCAGAAGCCCCUCACUACAGUGGUCCACAACAACAAGUCCAGCUACACAUCAAGUUGUGAAAAUGCCCUGCUGUCACACUCUCUCACAAUAUCAACGCUGUGUCUUCCUCCCCUCAUCGACUACGCCGCCGUUGCUGCAGAUCAAGUGGACAACUCUGACCUGCAGCAGCUGAAAGAAAAUGCUGCACUGCAGAUGAGGAAGAUACAGAUAUCAGGAAUAGCCGUGCAGUUAUACGCCAACGUCUCCACGUCUGGCCUUACCUGCCUGAGCGCCAUCGCUACCCAAAGUUCAGUCUCCACCAGGUUUGAGCAUGUCCGCAUCGACCUCGUCGGGUCCCUUCCGUUUUCCCGAGGUUACAGAUACCUGCUCACCUGUGUGGGUCGCUUAACUCGGUGGACUGAAGCUGUCCCACUGGCUGACAUCACCACUGACUCCGUGACGCGCGCCUUCAACGAGACAUGGGUGUCCCGGUUUGGCGUCCCCCUCAACUUCACUUCAGACUUUAGCAGUCAGUUCGAGUCCUAUAAGUGGGGUUAUGUCAUGACUCUGCUUGGCAUCCACUGCUUCCGGAGUACGAGGUACCAUCCGCAGGCCAAUGGCACGGUCGAACGUUUCCAAUGUCAGCUCAAGGCCUCCCUUGCAGCCUCCUCAUCCCGCCGUGAGAAGUGGACAGACACCUUGCCUCUCUCACUCCUCAGUAUUAGGACUGCCCUCAAGGAGAAUUUACAACACUCAUCUGCCAAGCUGGUGUAUGGUACAACCCUCCGUUUUGUCCAGGACUUCGCCAGGAGCCUGAAGGAGUCUUUAGCGAGUCUUCAGCCUGUGCAACUCCGCACGUCCUCUGUCAAGACCUUUGCCAGCCAGGGUCUUGAGAGCUACUCCCACGUUUUCCUCCGAGUUGACGGUGUCAGACGGCCCCUCCAGUAUCCCUACCAGGGCUCCUUCAAAGUCAUCCAUCUGACUCGGAAGACGUUCACCUUGGACGUAAACGGCGCUUCUCAGACUGUGGCAAUAGACAGUGUGAAACUUGCCUAUCUCCUUCAGAUUGUCCCACACCAGGGCGCUGCCACUGCCACUUCUGUAGUCUUCAGUGCAGCCACACAGCUGGGACUCCGCAGCAAGAGGAAGAUCCAAUACUUUGAAGGUAUUACGGUGGAGAGAUUCGAGAACUUUGUAUAG
Portunus trituberculatus (swimming crab) is the source of this 1365-nucleotide messenger RNA. RefSeq lists its product as uncharacterized. The record is from RefSeq and is a predicted model, not a curated record. The transcript is spliced from 6 exons. Gene Ontology annotation, molecular function: nucleic acid binding. The coding region runs from base 1 to 1365 and encodes 454 amino acids. Gene Ontology annotation, biological process: DNA integration. NCBI's taxonomy places the organism in Eukaryota, Metazoa, Arthropoda, Malacostraca, Decapoda, Portunidae.